AUGAGUGGGGAGCGUAAAGAUGUUGAGUUCAAAACUCUGGAUGGCUUGACCCUGCGCGGCUGGUUGUUUCAGGGACCCAAGGGCGGUCCUGCAGUAGUUGUCAAUGGUGCAUUUAACAGCCCAAAAGAGAUCUUUGUAGCCAGCGUCGCCGAAUGGUUCGGGAAGAACGGCGUGACGGCUCUCGUUUACGACGCCCGCACGCUGGGCCAGAGCGAUGGCCUGCCUCGAAACGACCUCGACCCGCAAAAGAUGGCGGAGGACAACCACGACGCUGUCACUUUCCUGCAAGAUGGGGGAUGGGUCGACCCAGACCGUAUCGCCAUCUGGGGCUUCUUCUAUAGCUCCGGCAUUGCGCUCGAGGCUGCUGCUUUUGACAAGCGCGUCAAGGCGGUCAUCGCACAAGGUCUGAUGCCGGACUGGUGCCUCAACCCGCCGGACGAGGCUGCCAUAGUUGCGAGUGCGGUCGCAGAUCGGGCUAGCCAGCUUCGUGGCAACCCGCCUCAGUACAUCCCCCUUCUCAACGACAAGGGCGAGCACCUGAUGCACUUCAAGUAUCUGGCCGAGAUGACCCCCGAGCAGAAGCACCAUCUCCCCGCCUGGGUCCACGGGGCCAAGAAAAACGCCCCGAGCUUCAACGACCACAUGACGAUCCAGAGCUUCUACCGCCAUGCUAAGUGGAAGCCAAUGAAUCUCUUCGCGGCCGUCAACCCAACCCCGGUCAUGAUUCUGACGCCUGAGGACGACGAGAUCGUGCCGCCCGCAUUCCAACGGCGCAUUUUUGAUAGCCUGCAGUCGCCACAGAAGAGGUAUGAGAUUGUAAAGGGCAGAGGUCACAUGAACUUUUUGAAGGAUGUAAACUUUGAUGAGCUCUUGGGCGGCCAGCUAGCGUUCCUCAAGGAGGUGAUGAAGUUCUGA
Scedosporium apiospermum is the source of this 915-nucleotide messenger RNA. RefSeq lists its product as uncharacterized. The transcript is spliced from 3 exons. The coding region runs from base 1 to 915 and encodes 304 amino acids. The record is from RefSeq and is a predicted model, not a curated record. NCBI's taxonomy places the organism in Eukaryota, Fungi, Ascomycota, Sordariomycetes, Microascales, Microascaceae.